This is a messenger RNA of Menidia menidia (Atlantic silverside), 930 nucleotides long. The record is from the annotation of a GenBank genome assembly. Lineage: Eukaryota; Metazoa; Chordata; Actinopteri; Atheriniformes; Atherinopsidae.
CUGGACCUCAACUCGACGCGGUGGCUCUGUGGAAGCUCCAUCCCGGAGUCGCCGCGCUGGCUGCUGCUGCAGAAGAAGACGGACGUCCUGCAGCGUUACCAGGACAACAGCCCCGCCGACAGGCGCUGUCUGGAGCAGUUGCUGGACUCGGCCUGGGCCGACCUGCAGAAGGCCAGCGAGGCUCAGCUGGAUGUGACGAUAGGCCCCGCCCCCAUUGGCCCCGCCCCCAGUGGCCCCGCCCCCACUGGCCCCGCCCCCAGAGGCCCCGCCCCCAGAGGCCCCGCCCCCAGCGCCAUCACCCACCUGAGGCACCCCACCAUCCUGCUGCGGCUCUUCAUCAUGAGCUACCUCAGCGCGGCCUCGGCCCUGACCUACUACGGGAUCUGCAUGAACAUCGGCUCCUUCGGGGUGGGCGUGCACGCCGCCCAGUUCCUGUCCGGCCUAUCGGAGGCGCCCUGCCUGCUGGUGCCGCUGCUGCGCCUGGGCCGCCGGCCAAUCAGCAUGCUGGCCCUGUUCCUCAGCGGCGCCGCCUGCUUCCUGUCCCUGCUGCUGUCCAGAUACCAGGCUGAGCCCAUGCUGGUGAUGAGUCUAGCUCUGCUGGGAAAACUCUGCAUCCUGGCGGCCAUUUUCAUCUCCAUCCUGUACAGCAUCGAGCUGUUCCCCACCGGGGUCAGACAGCGCUGCCUGGCCCUGGUGAACCUCUCCUUCCGCCUGGGCUGCCUGGUGACCAGCUUCGUGCCCCCGGGCCCCAGCGGCGCCAUCUCGCUGGCGGCCAUGUUGGUUUACGGCGGCGGGCCGCUGCUGGGCUGCAGCCUGUGCGUUCUGCUGCCAGAGACCAGCGGCGUGCCGCUCCCCGACUCUCUGGCCGACUGCCAGCGCCAGCCCAAGCUCCGCCCCCCCGGGGAGGCCGCCUUCUGGAGCCGCCGGUGA